Plasmodium reichenowi is the source of this 2796-nucleotide messenger RNA. Its product is annotated as DEAD/DEAH box helicase, putative. The record is from RefSeq and is a predicted model, not a curated record. Gene Ontology annotation, molecular function: ATP binding; RNA helicase activity; RNA binding. Bases 1 to 2796 code for a protein of 931 amino acids. The transcript is spliced from 6 exons. NCBI's taxonomy places the organism in Eukaryota, Apicomplexa, Aconoidasida, Haemosporida, Plasmodiidae. Gene Ontology annotation, cellular component: nucleus.
AUGAAGGAACCAAUAAAAAAUGAAAUGGGAGAUAGAGAAAUAAAUGCAGAGAAUGUUUUUAGAAACAAUAAUUUUAAAAGUAAGGAUUGUUUACUAGAAGAGAAUAAUAUUAAAGAUUUAAAUUCUACAUGUUCUAAAAAUAUGGUCCCUCCUAUAACAGUUAUAUUGAAGGAAGAAAAUCAUACUUCCAACACAUAUGAAAUGAUGGAAAAUAAUAAAAAUAUUAAAAAUGAUGAUGAUAAUAUUAAAAAUGAUGAAGAUAAUAAUAAUAAUAAUAUUUGUAAAAGUGAAACUUAUACUUACAGUGUAAAUAAUAAAAAACCAAAAGAAGACAAAGCACAAAAUAUACCAAAUGGGAAUACAAAUAAUAACAUUAUUAUUUAUACCAAUAAAAAAAAUAAUGAAAAUAAUAAUUGCUUAAAUGAUGUUAUAAAUAAAUAUUUAAAUGAUUUAGAUAAUCAAGAAAAGGUAUUACCUAAAGGUGAACAUGAUAAAUGUCGAAAUGAUACAAACAAUAUAAAUAAUACAAACAAUAUAAAUAAUACAAACAAUAUAAAUAAUACAAACAUUAUAAAUGUUUUAAAUAAUACAUACAAUUUAAAUGUUCCAAAUAAUACAAACAAUAUAAAUGUUUUAAAUAAUACAAACAAUAUAAAUGUUUUAAAUAAUGCAAACAAUUUAAAUGUUCCAAAUAAUACAUGUAAUAUUAAUAAUAAUAAUUAUUAUUAUACUGUAAUGAACAGUGAAGGGGAUAGUCUUAAUAAAAAUUAUAAUAAUUAUUUUAAUGAUAAUAAUAACUCUUAUAUUUAUCAUGAGAAUAAAAAUAUAAAUAUGAAUCCCUAUUUAAAUCUACAAGGAUAUAUUUAUAAUACAACUAUACAAGAACAACAAAAUGGGUUAUGUGAACAAUACAUCCCAUAUAGUACCAAUAAUAAUGAUGAUCACAUAGAUAAUUUUAUUAAUGAGGUGUACGAUGAGGAUUCCUAUAGUAUAUAUUUUUCAAAUUUAAGCGAUAAUAUGAAAAAUGAAAAUUAUGAUAAUAGUAAUAAUAAAAAUAAUACUUGUGUGACACCCCUCGAAAAUAUAUAUGAAUAUAAGAACUUAUCACAGCAACAACAAUGUAAUGAUGAAAAUAAUUAUUAUUCACAAAAUAAAAAAAGAAGCACUUAUUCAAACGAUAAUAAAACGAAUAGGCCUGUCAUAUAUACUAAAGAAAAUAAAUAUGAAAGAGGUUUAUAUAAAACUUCAUAUACAAAAGAUAAAAAUAAUUUAUAUAACAAUGGUAAAAUGAAAAAUUAUAAAUAUGAUGAAAAAAAAAAAGAUAGAAAAAUGGAUAAUAAUAAUAAUAAUAAAAACAAUAAUAAUAACAAUAAUAAAAACAAUAAUAAUAACAAUAAUAAAAACAAUAAUAAUAACAAUAAUAAUAAUAAUUUUUAUGUUGAGAGAAAUAUUACAUACAAUAAAAACAAAAAGGAUAACAAAUUUUUUUAUGAUGAUAAAAAAUAUAAAAGCCAUUCUGAAGAAUCUGAAUGUAGUAUAUUCAAUGAUGAUUAUUAUCGUGUUCACUGUAAGUUAUAUGGUGAUGAAAAAAUAAAUAUUCCUAAACCAUUAAUAAAUAUGGAACAAUUAAGUAAAUUAUGUGAUGAAGAAUUAUACAAAAAUAUAUGCCUGAAAGGUUACUGUAAUAUGACUACUAUCCAAAAAUAUUCGAUCCCAGUAAUUUUAAAAAAAAUAAAUCUUUUAGCAUGUUCGCAAACAGGAAGUGGCAAGACGUUUUCUUUUUUAUGUCCUAUCAUAUCGAACCUUAAAAAAGAAAACGAGAUAUUCCGUCCUCACUUUCCUGGAUCGUAUGCCUGUAUAUCACCUUUAUGUUUAAUACUCUGUCCAACACGAGAAUUGGUAAUACAGAUACAAAACGAGGUUAAUAGCUUAACGAAAAAUAUGAAUAUAGUUUGCAUGUCCUUUUAUGGAGGGGAAACGAUGAAGGACCAAGUUGCCCAGAUAAAUGAAAAACAGGGAGAUAUUAUAAUUUGUACCGCAGGAAGACUAUUAGAUUUAUUAAAUAGUUGUAAAGUUAGUCUUUCAUUUAUAAAAUAUUUAAUUUUCGAUGAAGCUGAUGAAAUGAUUUCUCUAGGCUUGAAAAAACAAAUGGACGAAAUAAUUUUCCAAAAGGAUUUAAGUCCUAAGGAUACGAGACAGACAAUAUUUUUUACUGCCACAUUCUCGGAUAAGUUAAAGGAGGAUAUAGAAAAAUAUAUGAGCACCCCAUAUAUAUAUUUGAAUAUAAAACAAAAGAGGGAGACGAAGAAUAGAAUAAGAGAGAUUGUUAAAUAUGUUCCUGCAAAAUCCAAAUUUAUUGAACUUUUAAAGGAUAUUAAAAUAUUAAAAGGGCAAGCCAUAAUAUUUGUAGAAUUAAGGCACUCGAUAAAUAACGUAUUUAAUUUUUUAAAGACAAAAGGUUAUAAUGUGGAUUAUUUGCAUGGUAAAAUGAGUCAGAUUAGGAGACAAUCCGUUUUUGAAAAUUUCAGAAAAAAAUCUGUUCAAAUACUUAUAGCUACAUCAAUAGCUGCAAGAGGUUUAGAUUUUCCAGAUUUAGAAUUAGUAAUAAAUUAUGAUCUACCUUCAGAAUUUGAACAAUAUAUGCACAGAAUAGGAAGGACCGGAAGGAUAGGUAAAAGUGGUAUGGCAAUAAAUUAUUUUAAUAGUUCAAAUAAAAAUAUUAUAGAUAAACUUAUUGAUCAUUUGAAGAAAUAUGAUCAACCUGUUCCCAAUUGGUUGCUUCACUUCAAGAAAUAA